AUGAAAGUCUGUUCUGUUCUCUUCAUUGCUCUCGUCGCUGUCGCUUCUGCUACAGAAACCCAGCCCGAACGCCACUUGGCUGCUGUCUGCAAACCCAAGAAUCUGGACUUUUCUCAGUUCUCCAACGGGGAAUUCAUCGAUAAUGUCAACGAAAUUCCUGGGUUCGGCGUCAAGAUCGACGUAAAAACAGGAUCGCCGGGAAAAUGCCAAUCUCCGAAGGCUCAGAUUAUCGACACGGAAGGUGAUCUUGCUGACGGGUGUGGCUCUGAUCCCGUUGACUCGGAUCUAUCAUCGAACUUUCUUGGCAAAGCGGUCAUUAUUGGAUCCAAGGGAACGACAUGCGUCGCUAACGAUUGCCGUUUCGGAGGGACCGUUACUUUCACAUUCUCCAAGAAAAUCAACCUCAAGUACUUCGACCUUCUGGAUAUUGAUGAAGACAUUAGCGCCACUCUUACUUUCUUCGAUGAUAGCGUCGUCGAACUUGGAAGUGCGCCCAUCAUUGGUGACAAUGGUUUCUACCGCUGGAGUGUAAACAGUGUCAAUGUGAAGAAGCUUGCUGUCAAGUUUAAGCGGUCUGGAGCCAUCCCCAAUGUUGUUUGGCGUGAAUGUCCCGGAGAACCUGGUACAUUCGGGGAUCCUCAUUUUAAGACUUGGGCUGGUCACAAGUUUGACUAUCACGGACAGUGCGAUCUCGUCCUCACGAGUGCUCCAAACGCUGCCGAGGGUAAGGGACUCGACGUCCAUGUUCGCGCCACCCACAAGAAGUUUUUCUCCUACAUUAGCGCUACUGCAAUCAGAAUUGGCAACGAAGUUUUCGAAGUCGCCAAUCACGGAAAGGUGUACCUUAACGGGAAUGAAAACAUCGAUUUCGAGAAGGACGUGACCAUAUCGGGUUACCCCAUCAAGUUCAAUGACACCCCCGCUCCAAAUGGUCGCCUUCAGACUAUGUAUAACGUCCAUCUAAGCGAACACGAACGCAUCGAAAUCAAGGUCUUCAACGUCUUUAUUUCCGUCAAGAUCCGCUCCCCUAGUGCUGAGCAUUUCAUGGGCUCUAGCGGCAUAAUGGGCGAUUUCUACACAGGACUCAUGUUCUCGCGUGACGGCCAAAUAUUAACCAAUCCUGACGAGUUUGGUGCUGAAUGGCAGGUCAACGCUGACGAUGGAAAUAUCUUCCGUACUGUCCAAGAACCUCAGUUCCCAGCAAAAUGCCUGGCACCGGAGCCUAUGGACCAAUCGCGCAUGCUACGGCAUGGUAUUACUUAUCAACAGGCCGAAGAAGCCUGCAACUUCUGGAAUGAGGACAAGGAGGCGUGUAUUUACGACAUCUUAGCUACGGGAGAUCUGGAAAUGGCGGGCGCCUAUUAGAUUUCGUUACCCAAAGUUUUCGAUGGAACGGCCGUGUAAGACUUCGUUGACUGAAUCCUGCAGCCCUUCCGCCUCACAUAAAUUGAUGCAGAUAAUUUAAACGCCGACCUGGUAUUUUUAUAAAGUAUUGCAUUUUAUCUAC
This is a messenger RNA of Phaeodactylum tricornutum CCAP 1055/1, 1507 nucleotides long. RefSeq lists its product with no specific name. The transcript has 2 exons. The record is from RefSeq and is a predicted model, not a curated record. Bases 1 to 1365 code for a protein of 454 amino acids. Lineage: Eukaryota; Bacillariophyta; Bacillariophyceae; Surirellales; Neidiaceae.